Molecule: messenger RNA, 414 nt
Organism: Rotaria socialis
Lineage: Eukaryota; Metazoa; Rotifera; Eurotatoria; Philodinida; Philodinidae
Source: the annotation of a GenBank genome assembly
AUGUCUGUACCACCUACUCGACGUCGCAAAGGUUCUGGUGGACGCAAUCCAGUGUCUGAACAUUAUGAAACGAAGAAUGGAACAAGUGGAAACAAAUCUACGCGAACAAAAUCUACUUCUGAUGAGCCCACAAUUGCUCACAGUAAAUUAGAUACAAAAAAGUAUAACAGUUCAAAUGCACUUGCAAAUAUUACACGUUCAGCUGAUGAUUCUCAUGGUCAUACAGCUAAAAAAUCUCAUGGAAGAACAAUUAUAGACGAUACGCAUCCUCAUGCUAAGACACGGUCACACUCAGACGGAAAAACAGCAAAACAUGAUACACAGACAAAGACAAGUACUCGCAGUACAACUAAAAAAUCUGAUGUUCACAAGUCACCAACAAAUAAACACAACAAAACUAAACAACGACAGUGA